GAGAGAGAGAGAGAGAGAGAGAUUGAUUUGGAAGGGUUUAUUGGUUAUUGAGACUUGGAGGUGGAGGGCGCUGAAGGGAAAGAGAGAAAAGAGGAGAAACAGUAGUUUGGUUGGCUUUGGGGGUGAGGAGGUAAAGAGGAGGGAGAGGGGAGAAAAUGUUUACAUGCAUAGCGUGCACGAAGCCGGAAGAUGGCGAGGAAGAAAGCGGAGGAGCGCGCGGCAGUGGCACGCCAAGUACGAAAGAAGCCGUCAAAAGCCUGACUGCGCAGAUCAAGGAUAUGGCAUUGAAAUUUUCUGGUGCUUACCGGCAAUGCAAGCCCUGCACAGGCUCCAGCAGCUACAAGAAAGGCCAGCGGCAUUACCCAGACUUUGAUACUAUUUCAGAAGGGGUUCCAUACCCCUACCUUGGAGGUGCAAGUGCAAGUUCAACACCCGCAUGGGACUUCACAAGUCACCACCAUAAUACAAGAUCUGAUUCAAGAUUUACUGGGGCAUUGAGAGGUGACCAGACUCCUGGAGGAGCAUCUGUAUCUGCGCAGUCUUGUGAUGUGGUGCUAGAGGAUGAGGAUGAGCCCAAGGAGUGGAUGGCACAGGUGGAACCAGGUGUUCACAUUACUUUCGUGUCCCUUCCUAAUGGCGGAAAUGAUCUUAAGCGAAUACGCUUCAGCCGAGAGAUGUUCAAUAAAUGGCAAGCUCAACGAUGGUGGGGAGAGAAUUAUGACCGGAUCAUGGAGCUCUACAACGUCCAGAGAUUCAACAGACAAGCUCUUCACACUCCCCCAAGGUCUGAGGAUGAGCAGAGGGAUUCUUCAUUCACAAGGCUAGGAUCAGCCAGGGAAAGCCCUAUGGCUUCAUCGUUGAACAGGGAGUGGACACCAAGGAGCCACUAUAGACCCUCUGGCAAAGGUUAUUACCCCUCUGACCCUAUGGAUCAAGGUGGUGGCCACCAUUACAAUGUAGGGUCAUCCAUGGAAGCAUCACGGACGACAACCUCAUCUAGGGACGAGGCUUCAGUUUCGAUAAGCAAUGCCAGUGACUUAGAGACAGAAUGGGUAGAGGAAGAUGACCCUGGGGUGUACAUUACCAUCAGACAGUUAGCUGAUGGCACUAGGGAGCUGCGGCGUGUCAGGUUCAGCCGAGAAAGGUUCGGGGAGGAUCACGCAAAGCUGUGGUGGGAAGAGAACAAAGAGAGAAUACAAGCUCAGUACCUUUAAAGAAUUGAUUUAAACGACAUACAUUAAUUACCACAGAUAAGAUACAAGAAGUUAGGGUGCAUUUGGAUGUCUCAAACAGGUGGAAUCAUCAAACUUUAUUUCUUAGAAUAUAUCAGAAUGAAUCUACAUGUUCUAAUGGAGCCUUUAUAACGAAUUGGAGUUAGCCACCACAAGUGAUGGUGUUAUAAACUGAAUUACCAUUACUUCAUCACACAAAAGGUUUGUGCACCAUCAUUUGCUUGUGGUGAUGGCUCUGUCUUGAGUAAAGGCUCGUUUCAGUGAGAUGUCCAGAUGGGUCCUUUUUUGCCCUUGUCUUUGUUUUUAUGAUUAUUAUCACUAUUUAUUUAGUGAAAUUUUUUGGGCCUCUUUUUCCCUGUUUAAGACUUUGUUUUCAAGUCUUUGGGCAUCAUGGGAUUAUCUGGCUCCCCACUUACAUACUAGAGUUUGCUAUUUGUUACUAAUGUUCUACAAACGGAAUUGAAAUCAUUCCCUGUCAUACAUGGAGCUGGUUUUUUCUGCUGAUUCUAUUCUUUUGGAAGAUGCUUCUUAUUCAACUAGCUUGGAUUUGGGGAUGGAUUGUUGGGGCUUGUACAAAUCAUU
Messenger RNA from Juglans microcarpa x Juglans regia, 1814 nucleotides. RefSeq names its product protein BREVIS RADIX-like. The transcript is spliced from 6 exons. NCBI's taxonomy places the organism in Eukaryota, Viridiplantae, Streptophyta, Magnoliopsida, Fagales, Juglandaceae. The record is from RefSeq and is a predicted model, not a curated record. The coding region runs from base 156 to 1214 and encodes 352 amino acids.